UGCCAUAUCUUCCUGCUUUUCUAGUGAUUGCACAUUCAUCCUAGCACAUUCACCAUCAGAGCUCCCCCACGCAUCUUUAAAGCAGCUCUCGAUUCCCCAUUCAAAUAUUGCCAAAACAGCUGAUCAUGACGAUGAGCUGAGGUUCCCCUCACAGCCUCAAAUUCAAGGCAAAACUACGUCUUUCACAUCCACGAAAUUCCAUCCAAGCUCCAAAGCCGAAAGCUCUCAUCCAGCAAAUCAUCUCACAAACACUCACACCACCAAUUGAGCCACCCCUCAAAUACAUCCAUCAACCUCAACCUCCGUAACACCAUUACCAAAAUCCCCAAAGCACCAUCUAUCAUCAUGUAUCGUCUCGCAAUCAACUCUGCCCUGCGACCCGCAGUCCGCACAUCCAUUCCAGCUGCCAGAGCAUUUACUGUAUCAGCACGCACCAUGGGCGAGGGAGACACCGGUGCUGCCCGAUUUGGCGGCCAACAGUAAGUAUUCCGUCCCUUCCAAUGCUACUUUACUAUCCAUCGUGGUAUUGAGUUCCGCAAAGGAAAGGGUAAGCUUCCUUUCACAUUCACAGCUACAAAACUAACACACUUUCUACAGAGAUGCUUUCACCAAGCGCGAAAAAGCCAAUGAGGAUUUCACCAUCCGCCAGCGCGAGAAUGAAAAACUCUUGGAGUUGAGGAAGAAAAUCAAGGAACAACGUGAACACUUGAAGAAACUCGAGGACCACAUGUAAGAACGCCCCUCUCCACUCAUUUAUAUCCCCUCCAUAACCCCUCAUGCCCUCACAACCAUCUACCUAAGCUAACCACCUCUCCCUUGCUCUAGUUCCGAAAUCGAGAGGCAAUCUGGCGGCGAGCAGAAGUAAGUAUGCACAUACAUUUAGAAAAACUUCUAGCAUCCACCCGCAUAUCCAUAUAUCCAUAGUCAGAAUUUGAGAAAUUUUAUUGUCCAUCGAUGGAUUCCACUACACCCCUCUCCUUUCCACAAUGCAAUCAAUAUUUUACUUUCUAUUCCUCUAUUCUCUAUCUUGCUCUUUCGCAGAACUUCGAAAUAGAAGAAAAUGCUAAAUGCUUUGGUUCACUACCAGCUAAAAUUAUUUGAAAACUUGCCAAAAAAAAAGUUACACCAGAUACGCAUAUGAGUGUGAGAGAGAAGGUAGAAAGAGGCGUCGGCUGAAGGAAAGAUGAUGAAUAGGAUGAAAAUAUGAUAUCAAGAUUGUGAUGAGAUGAUGAAUUUAUGGUCGUAUUAUUGGUGGUAUUAAUGAUUUGC
This is a messenger RNA of Sclerotinia trifoliorum, 1269 nucleotides long. The record is from the annotation of a GenBank genome assembly. Lineage: Eukaryota; Fungi; Ascomycota; Leotiomycetes; Helotiales; Sclerotiniaceae.